Messenger RNA from Merops nubicus (carmine bee-eater), 2448 nucleotides. It is a transcript of the gene NEDD9, whose product is annotated as neural precursor cell expressed, developmentally down-regulated 9. Gene Ontology annotation, molecular function: protein binding. The transcript is spliced from 6 exons. Lineage: Eukaryota; Metazoa; Chordata; Aves; Coraciiformes; Meropidae. Gene Ontology annotation, biological process: cell surface receptor protein tyrosine kinase signaling pathway; cell migration. The record is from RefSeq and is a predicted model, not a curated record. The coding region runs from base 1 to 2448 and encodes 815 amino acids. Gene Ontology annotation, cellular component: cytoplasm; plasma membrane.
AUGGCCAGAGCCCUGUACGACAACGUCCCCGAGUGCGCGGAGGAGCUGGCCUUCCGCAAGGGGGACAUCCUCACCGUCAUCGAGCAGAACACGGAGGGGCUGGAGGGCUGGUGGCUCUGCUCCCUGCACGGCCGCCAGGGCAUCGUGCCGGGCAACCGGGUGAAGCUCCUCAUCGGCCCCGUGGGGCAGGAUGCUCCCUCUGGCCAGGAGGGGUGCAGCUCAGGGUUGAGGCAGCAGUCCUUCAAGCAGCAGAAGGUCCCCCCGGCGCCCAGCUCGCACGCCUCCGCACGGGACCCUGUCUACCAGGUGCCACCUUCCCAGGGGAUCUACCAAAUACCCACCGGGCACGGCCUGCUGGGACAGGACGUUUACCAGGUGCCACCUUCCAUGCAGAGAUGUUUUGAUGGCCCAGCUCUGACCAACAAGGUGAUAACUCCAGUCAGGUCAGGACAAGGUUAUGUGUAUGAAUUCCCUGCCAAAUUCCAGAAGGAUGCCUACGACAUCCCCCCUGCCCGCCCUCUCCAAGGGAUCUAUGACAUUCCCCCCACAUCAGUUAAGGGGCCUGCACUUCCAGUUCCUGUGGGAGAAGGAAAAGCUGUAGGGGUCUAUGACAUCCCACCUGCCAAAGGGGUCUAUGCUACACCUCCGACCGCGUGCCGGGAUGACACAGCCCUGAGGGAAAACCUGCAGGAGUUUCCAUCUCCUGUGGGCCACGGGGUAAGAGCAGAAGGAGUUUAUGAUAUUCCUCCCCCCAUCACCAAAGCCACUGGCAAAGAACUUCACAGAUUUUCUCCUGAGGGCCUUUUGAUGUCAGAUGGAGUGCCACAGAAGCAGAGCGUUUAUGACAUCCCCAUGAACCACCAAAACCAUUUCCUUGGGCAGCAGAUGGCACCUCAAAAAGAUGUUUAUGACACCCCGAGGGGAACUGCAUUCCUGGGACAACAGGCAGGACUGGGUGAAAGCCCAGAAGGAAGAGAAGGUGUCUACGAUGUGCCACCACCAGUCCUCCAAGACACUAAAGGCCUGCAGGAUGUCACGGAUGGCAUGAACAGGUUGUCCUUCUCCAGCACGGGAAGCACGAGGAGCAACAUGUCCACAUCUUCGACGACAUCAAAAGACUCUUCCCUCUCAGCACCAGCAGGCCAGGACAAAAGGCUCUUCCUCGACCCAGACACUGCCAUCGAGAGGCUGUAUGGCCUCCAGCAGCUGGUGGAGACAGCUGUCCAUCACCUCCUGGCCUUCGUGACGGCCGACUGGCGCUCCUACGGCUACAUGGAGAAGCACCUCAACGAAGUCCACUCGGCGGUGGACAAGGUGGAGCAGUCCCUGCUGGAGUACCUCCAGUUUGCCAAAGGCUCGGCCGCCAACGCCUCCUGCCUCUCCGAGUUCGGCCUCCUCAACAAAAUGAGGAGGGAGGUGCAGAGGUUGGAGGACUCUCACCAGAUCCUUACCCAAACCAGGCAGGACUUGAACAGCUACAGCUGGUCCUUGAACGUCCUGGCUGUCAACAGGCUGCAGAACAAGAGUGAUGACCUGGAUCGCUUCGUGAUGGUGGCGAGGACGGUCCCAGAUGAUGCCAAGCAACUGACCACGACCAUCAGCGUCAACGCAGAGCUGCUCUUCAGACAGGCCUUGGGCAGCUCACGUUCCAGGAGCCUCCCAGAGAACCUCAUCCACCCUCCUGACUACGUCUACGACAACGCCCACGUGCAACGGCACGGGGAGAAAGCCCAGAGCCACUGCAGCCCCCUGCCCCCACUCCUCAGCCAAGCUCAGCACCCUCACGACACCACCGGCCAGAGCUCGGAGAAGAGCUGGAUGGAUGACUAUGAUUAUGUCCACCUGCAGGGGAAAGAAGAGUUUGAAAGGCAACAGAAGGAGCUGCUGGAAAAAGAAAAUAUCAUGAAACAGAACAAAAUGGAGCUGGAGCACCAUCAGAUCCAUCAGUUCCAACGGCUGGAGCAAGAGAUCACCAAGCCCGUGGAGAACGACAUCUCCAAAUGGAAAACCCCUCGAGCUCUGCAGCCCUCCAACAGCACAACCCCUUCUCGGGACAGCCAGCUUCUCCUCUUUUACUCCGACCAGUGCCAGACCCACUUCAACUCCCUCCUCAACGCCAUCGACGCCUUCUUCGGCUGCGUGGACGCCGCCCAGCCCCCCAGGAUCUUCGUGGCCCACAGCAAGUUUGUCAUCCUGAGCGCCCACAAGCUCGUCUUCAUCGGGGACAUGCUCAGCAGGCAGGUGAGCAGCCAGGAGCUCCGUAACAAGGUGAGGAACUCCAGCAACCAGCUGUGUGAACUGCUGAAGAGCGUGGUGCUGGCCACCAAAGAGGCCGCCCUGCGCUACCCCAGCACCGUGGCCCUGCAGAAGAUGGUGGAUCGGGUCACCGAGCUGUCCCACCACGCCCAGUUCUUCAACCUCUCCUUGGUCCAGAUGGCUUCCUCCUGA